AGAAACAUAUAGUUUAGCUAUAAAGAAAGACCUCAUCAAUAUCAAGAUUCCUAGAUCAAGUCUGCAAAUAUUAUCAAGAGCUGAUUAUCAUAAUGGAUAGGAUCAGCGAGUUGCCUGAUGCUUUGCUCUUGCAGAUACUGUCUUUGGUUCAGACCAAAGACCGUGUUGCCACGAGUCUUCUGUCAAAACGAUGGGAGACUCUCUGGACGCUGGUUCCUAAACUUGACUUCCAUCUUGAAUGUGGAAGCGACUCUGAGUUCGUCAACAGGUCUUUGCUAUUGCAUAGAGCUCCGGUUCUUGAAACCUUUUCUUUAAAACUUGAUACGUUUCAGAUUAAUCCUCUAGACAUCGGGUUAUGGAUUAGAACCGCGGUUGAUCACGGUGUUCGUGAGCUAAAACUUGAUCAUACCGCCACCAACGAAGAACCUAUCAGACUACCUAGGAGCUUUUAUACUUGUCAAACACUCGUUGUCCUAAAGCUUAAAAACGCAAGUCUUGUGGGUUUUUCUUCAAAAUCUUCCUCGGUUUGUUUCCAAUCUCUCAAGAUCUUACACCUUCUGUCCGUGAUAUACUCAGAUGAGAAGUCUCUUGAAACCAUUUUAUCAAGCUGCUCUAGUCUCAAAGAUUUGGUGGUGGAGUGUUGUCCUAACGACAACGUCUUCAUUUUCACUAUUAACAUUCCUUCGCUACAGAGUUUGUCUCUGAAAAGAUCAGCAAAAUAUUAUCGGAAAAACUGUGUUGGGUUUGUGAUUAAUGCUCCUUCUUUGAAGUACUUGAACGUCAGAGACUAUCGUGGCUCCUUUUGUUUGGCUGAAGAUAUGCCUCAGCUUGUGGAAGCUAAUGUUGAAGUCUGUUAUGACAAACUUGAUGAGCUUCUUGGAUCUCUCACUUCAGUCAAGAGUCUUACGAUAUGUUCAACCAAUCCCAAUGCUCCAUGUGCUAUUGGUACAACCUUUCAACAACUUGUGCAUCUAGAGAUAUGUACAUGUAAACCAGACUGGUGGAAUCUACUAGUGUGUCUGCUCACAGCAACUCCUAAACUACGAGUUCUCAAGCUUAAACGGGAUUGUAGCAAAGGAGGGUGUUGGAACGAACCUGGCUCUGUCCCGGUUUGCCUGUUAACCAGUCUUGAAUAUUUUGAGUGGAGACAUUACAAAGGAACGAAAGAUCAGAGUGAUCUUGUGACUUAUAUCUUGAGGAGUUCUUGUCAUUUGAAAAUGGUGAAAAUCCUCACCGAGACAGAUGAUCAUGAGGAGCAACUUGAGAUGAUUAAGAAGUUAGCAUUCUCACCUAGAGCAUCAAAUACAUGUCAAGUUGAUUUCGACUAAUGAACAUUAAUUCUCUUAUCCAAUUGAAAAUUGGAUCCAAUGAUAAACAUUGAGUGUUAUUAUUUCGGUGAAGCGCCUUUUUUUAUGUUUACCAUACUAGUUAAAUAUCGUAGUCAAGAAGAUAUUUAACUAGUAUGGUAAACAUAAAAAAAAACGCUUCACCGAAAUAAUAACACUCAGAAUUCCCGAAGGGCAAUGAUAAACAACGUUCGCUUCAACAAUAUUAAUGCAUUUCAUUUUCACUAUUAACGUUCCUUCACUACAGAGUUCAUCUCUGAAUAGAUCAUCAAAAAAUUAUCCUUCUUUGAAGUACUUAAACAUCAGAGACUAUCGUGGCUCCUUUUGUUUGGCUGAAGAUAUACCU
This is a messenger RNA of Raphanus sativus (radish), 1692 nucleotides long. Its product is annotated as F-box/FBD/LRR-repeat protein At5g56420-like. Bases 93 to 1328 code for a protein of 411 amino acids. The transcript is spliced from 4 exons. The record is from RefSeq and is a predicted model, not a curated record. NCBI's taxonomy places the organism in Eukaryota, Viridiplantae, Streptophyta, Magnoliopsida, Brassicales, Brassicaceae. Gene Ontology annotation, molecular function: protein binding.